Asterias rubens (European starfish) is the source of this 1242-nucleotide messenger RNA. RefSeq names its product histamine N-methyltransferase-like. NCBI's taxonomy places the organism in Eukaryota, Metazoa, Echinodermata, Asteroidea, Forcipulatida, Asteriidae. The record is from RefSeq and is a predicted model, not a curated record. The transcript has 4 exons. The coding region runs from base 329 to 1222 and encodes 297 amino acids.
AAGAUCAUGUCUGUCAGGGCAUGAAAGUAGCGAAUCCAUGGACAGUGUCUGUGUUGCUCUUUUUCCAGGGGACCCGACGCAUCAGUACAAAUUGAUCGGUUGAUGGUUCCUUUUUUGUACCCUGACGGUAUUAUAACAGCCGGUUCUCGCGUUUCAGCUUGCUGUAAUCUUUCAAGUGUGUAUAACGUGGACGGAUCAACGCCGGUAAGUGAUUUGAUUUUCACAUGGUGACGGACUUGAUUGGGCGACAUUUGCAUUGACCAGGACACCUCUAGAGACAACACAGCAGGAUCUACUAAAGGUGAAGGUAGCAUCUAAAGCAAUCACUAUGGCAAUGCGCAGCUUGACCGACGAUAUGGAUCACUACCACCGGGCCUUUGGCGUCUACCAUCGGGUAGCUGAUAGAUACAACGUUUUGAGUCAAUGGGUCAACACUGAAUUACGUCAAGCAUUCAAAUCCAUGAAUGUCAAUUAUACGGAUGGUAAAGAGGAUAUGAAGAUACUAAGCAUCGGACCUGGGGAUGGUGAAAUCGAGAACCAAAUCUUGCGUAUCCUUCGAGACGGACACGAACCUCCACGGCCAAUCAAAGCUACCAUAGUGGAGCCUGCUGUGGACAUGGUUUACAGGUACAAGACUCGAGUGGUGAAAGACACUGCACAACUUACCGACAUCAGUUACGAUUGGCGUGCUGAGACACUGGACGCCUACCUGGAGAAUGGUGAAAAUGACGGCGCUAAGUUCCACUUCAUCAGCGCACUGCAUUCCAUCUACUAUGCGAGUGACAUGCAAGCUGCUAUUAAGGAUCUGUAUGGUCGUCUUGAAGAUGGGGGAAUUUUGCUCAUGGUCGUCAUUUCUGAUAAAUCUGGUUUCGGACGUUUCGGAAGCAACUUUCCACUAAUGUGGGGUUCUAGACAUCAUCAUCCAACAUCAGCACAGGUCCUGGCAGCCUGUCAGAAUGAGAACAUCCCCAUAGACCAGGAGUUUAUCACUAAAGUACAGGCCAACAUCACCCCCUGCUUCAACGAUCCUCAAGACAUGACGCAAGAUGGUCGCCUCCUGGUUGAUUUCUUCACUCACGUUGCAGACUUCCUUAAGGAUGCCCAACCCGAAACCAAGAAGGAGGUCUUGGAGUUUCUUGGAGGGAAACUGUGUGCAGAGAAGAGAGAAGAUGGACAGGUGUACUUCCAUGGUGACUGGAAGGCUUUCAUCAUAAGACGAUAAUUACAAGACUCUGAUUGCUU